Molecule: messenger RNA, 1140 nt
Organism: Macroventuria anomochaeta
Lineage: Eukaryota; Fungi; Ascomycota; Dothideomycetes; Pleosporales; Didymellaceae
Exons: 3
Coding region: 285-908 (207 amino acids)
Source: RefSeq, a predicted model, not a curated record
AUUCGCAUCCGCGCAGAUCUCCACACUCUCCAUCUUUGAGCCCGGACAGACGAACACGUAAAAGGCGGAUUCUGAAGACUACUUUUGGGGCGCCAGCAUGGUUCUGGGGGAAAUGGAUGCUUGAGCCGUGUAGUGUCGGCAUCUCCAUCGUCAACAGCGUCAUGGUUGGCAUUGACCAUUCGAAGGUUCGAAAUCCACCUAUAUAAGGAGGCUCUGGAGGUCCUCAAAGCUCCAUCAACACUCAUCCACAUUCACACAUUCGUUCUUGAGCUAAAGCCGCCAAUAUGAAGCUCGCAACCGCACUCUGCAUUAUUAGCUUUGCUAAUGCCGUACCAAGCCAGAUGACUCCAAAGAUGUCGGCUCUCCCGACACAGAGUCAUAUGGCGGGUGGAAGCCUCAUGGCAAUGGUUACCCUCAGGGCCUGCCAGAGCAGUCAGGGCAGCCCUCAGGAGGUGCUGGAAAGCCUUCAGGUGGAGCACCAGCUUCAAUUCCAGCUGGUGGCAACAGCACUCCUGCUGCACCUGAGUCAACGCGAGCUGGAGGUAGACCUUCUGGAGGUAAACCCUCGGGCGGAUACCUUACUUCGACACCCGCUGGCGGUAGCUCUACUCCCGCUGCUUCAGCGUCAACUCCCGCUGGAGGUCGACCCUCAGGUGGUUACUCAGCUUCGACCUCAGCUACUAGCAAGCCCACGCCUAUUACCAGCAAGUCGACACCUACUGGCGGUAACUCUACUCCUGCUGCUAGCAGGUCAUCACCUGCUGGUGGUAAUUCCACCCCUGCUGUCAGCAAGUCAACCCCGGCUGCUAGCAAGUCUACUCCCGCUGCGUCUGCUUCUACCCAGCUGGGAGACCAUCAGGCUCUUCUUCGAGCCCAGUUGCCAGCAGGUCAAAUCCUACCGCUUCUAGGUCUUCUGCUGUAGCUUCGCAGUCUUCAGGAUACCCAGUUCUUCCGGUUCCAACACCUGGCCAGUCCUCGGCUGCCAUCUCCUUUGUGAUCUCGGUUCGCCCCGCUCCUUCCGCGAGCCAGUCCGGUGCUGUUCUAUCUGCUUCUGGUGGACAGCCAUCCGUUUCUGCCUCUGGUGGUCAACCUAAGCCCUCCGCCGCCGAGCCAGGUGCUGGCGGCAAGCCCAAGCCUACU